AUGCGUGGUUGGGUUUCGGCAGCCGAGCUGGGUCGUCGACCCCACCUGCUGGAGGGCUCACAAGCCGGGCUGAUGGCUGGUGACCAAGGACACAAACCAGGGGAGGAUACCACGGAGGCAGCCCCAAAACAGGCGACGGAGGCAGCUGAGCCCACUAACGUCACCAGCGGGUUGACGGCCGCACACGCGCAAAAUGGGCGAGAUUCGGGCCUGCCGCAGGUGAACGGUAUUACCGAUGACGUCCAGGUAGAUCACCCAUAUCCUGGCAGUGUUGGGAGCGUUGACGCCGUCCUUCAUUCGGGAACCAUCGGCAGCGGCGCGCCUGUUGGUGUGGCAGACCCGCUCCCCGGCCCAGCAGCCCUGUCUGCGCAAGAAAAUUGCGCGAAACCGCUCUUGCCGAACUCCAAACUGGCUCUGGGCCCUGCAGCAGCGCGAGCCACUGACGCAACGCGAAAGGCUGCAAGCAGCUAUCCCGCCACUCAAGUGCAGCCUCAAUCUGCGGCCCCAUCCGCGCCUAUCGGCGCCUCCGCCAAACCAGGUCCAGCGGCGACGACAGCGACAGCAGCGCAGUCAGCCCCGGGACUCUCUGUGCCGCUCGCCCGCGCCCGCGGCGCCAGCAAGAAACCGCCUGCCGCUGCUCAUCGCAGCCGUAGCCGCAGCCACAGCGCACUCGGUACGGAUGGCGGAGAUAAUGCCGACAGCUCCGGCAGCGACUACACGCUGGACGCCGGGUACCAAGACGAUAGCAGUGAUCAGGAUUACUUGGAAGAUGAUGACGACGAGGACUACGAGGACGCUGGCAGCCGCCGUCGCCGGGGGCAAGCAGCAACCACAGGGGCUGUGAAGCGGUCCGCCGCCACUGCCGCUGCCGCAGGCACAGCAGGGACCUCUCGCCGCGGUGGUGGCGGCGCCGCAGCCGCCACCGCAACGACAGCAUCCCCAGCGGCCCCAGAACGCAAGAAGCCAAAGUGGGCCCAGCCGCUGGUACGACCGGAGAAUGACAGGGUACGGAGCCUUCGAUCAAGCCAGCCGCCGCCGGCGCCUAAGCCGUCGCCGCCGCCACCAGCGGCCGGCGGCAGCAAAUCGAAAUCAAAGUCAAAGUUGAGCCGUCGCAGCGGUGACGACGGGUCGAAACCCAGGUCAAAGUCGUCAGGUCGCGGCGAGGGGCAAACGACGCCGCCGAGGGCCGACGGUGGUGACGGCGGCGGCGGGGAAGAGGGCGAGGAGGAAGCUCGGGGCCGCAGCCGCUCUCGGGGGCCGUCCAGUACACGGGAGGACGGCGCGGGAUCUGGAUCCGAAAGCGGAUCUGGAUCUGACGUAGAUUCUGAUUCCGACUCGGAGUCCGGAUCUGGAUCUGACUCUGACGUCGACGAUCCUUCGAGCUUUGUCCGCGACGUGGCAGAGGACGCGGCGCGGAGCGCGACGGCGGAGGUGUCGGCGAUGUGGGAGUUUGCGGCGGUUCUGGAGUUUCUCUCCAUCUUCCGGGGCGUGCUUUGUGGCCAGGGGCCCGAUGCAGUUACUGGCGGUGAGGCCGCAUCCGUCGCCGCAGCUGCCGUACUGUCUUCCGUACUGGUAGAUGGGGCAUGGUCGGCUGAUCUGCUAGUCGACGAGCUGGUUCACUCUGUGGGCGCCCCGGGCAGCUUGCUGAGCCGCUUACACCUGGGGCUGCUGCAGCAGCAGCAACCACCGCAACAAGAACGACCAAAAAAACAGACAACCGACCUGCAACCGCAACAGCAGCAGCAGGCUGCGUCGUCUCCGGAGCAGCCGGAGGCGGGUAAUGCCAGAGCCGGAGACGGCAGGAAGGGACCUGGCGGGAAUCUCAGACCGAAGCGCGCGGCGGCAGCCGCUGGUAGCAACGGUGGUGGUGGCGGCGGCGGUGGCGCGGGGGCAGCGGCGAAGGGCGGCGGCUCCGCGUCGGGUUCGGGGGCCCUGGCGGCGGCGGCGGCGGCGGCGGCUGCUACAGGAUGUGGCGAUGCCCGCGGUCCGCACUGCGGCGGUGAUCCGCUGUUGCCAUUCUGGGCCGAGAAGGGUCAUGAGUGGCGUUGCUACGCGGCGUUGCACCCGCGGAACAGGGUCUUGGCGCUGAAGUUGCUGUGUGACUUGCGCUUAGAGCAGGAGGACUUGAAAGGCGUCAUUGAUGGGCUGCUGCUGCCCCCCAGGCCGGGGGCAGCAGCAGCAGCAGCAGCCAAGAGCGGCCGCGGCGGUGGGGUCCGGGACGUCCGCCGAGGGCCAGUGGGAGCCGGGGGGGGUCGCCGACGAGGCGCCGACGGGUCGCUGCCGCCCGCAGCUCUGGUUGCUGAGGACAUCCGCAAGCGACCCAUGGGUCAUGACAGCGGCGGCGCGGCGUUCUGGGUUGUGGGGCGGCUGCCGGACCUGCAGAUGCGGCUGUACCGGGAGCAGCUGCCCAUAUGGCCCAAGUAUGAGCACGGGUACGAGCACGAGUACGGCUGGUGGGCCGUUGUCGGUUUCCACACUCAUUCACCCACUCACCUGCCCAGCAAGGGGGCCCGGGGGGGUGGGGGCAAGGGGGGCGCGGCCAAGGGGGCGGACGGGGGCGCAUGCUCCGGCAAAAAGAAGAAAGGUGCCAAGAAGGCGACGCCGCCGUACCUUCUGUACGAGCUACCGCCGGAAGCGAUUGCAGGGCGGUGGGAGUUACUCGGUGUGGGGCCUGAGGGGCUUGGGGGAGCGGCGGAGGAGAUGCGGCGCCGCAGCAAGAAGCAGCAGGACCGCGACCUAGCGGAAAAGAUCUCAACGGAGCUGGUUUCGGUGCUGGUGGACGAGAUAGAGCGAAGGGAAAGGAAACAGAAGUUAGCUGCGAAGUUGCGUUUCGCCCUGGGCUCCGAGUACUACGAAACCAGAUCACGCCGCACGCGCAAGGAAGUGGACUACAGUACGGCCGCGUACGACAAGAUGCUCCAUGAGGCGCUGCGCGGCGACCGCCUGCCUGCCGUACCUAGCGCGGGCAGCAAGCGGCCACGCCGCGGUGGGUCACCGUCGUCGGGCUCUGAGCUGGCGGUUGAGGGCGUUGGGUCGGAGGAUCAGGCGGAAGGGGAGGAAGAGGAGGAAGAGGGGGCCGUGGCGGCGGCCGCGGAAAAGGAGGAGCAGGAGGGGGAGGACGUCAGAGGCAGCAGCGUGCUGGAACGGUCCCAGCGGCGACCUGCGAAGCGGCAGCGGCGUAACUCCCCCUCCCCUGAGAUGGGGGUCGAGCGUGCGGGGAAGGGUCCCAGCUCUGAGGCUAUGGAGCAAGGGGGGGAGGAGGGGGGAGACGGCGGUGCGGAUGAGGAUCAACGGGGGGGAAAUGGUGACGACGAGGACGGCGAGGAGGAGGAGGAGGAGGUCCGUACGCGCAGCUGGCAGUCCGCUUGCGACUUUCCACAUACUGUCAAGGUCAUGAGUGAGGAAGCUCGUACCAACAAGAGGCGGCGAAGCGAGUCGGAGGAACCAGAGGACGAGGCUGGCGAUGGUGCUGGUGCGGAUGUCGUUGGCGCUGGCGCACCACCUUCAGAAGGCCUGGAUGCUGGCCGUGCCUCAGAAAACGCGCAAGGGUGA
Molecule: messenger RNA, 3552 nt
Organism: Volvox carteri f. nagariensis
Lineage: Eukaryota; Viridiplantae; Chlorophyta; Chlorophyceae; Chlamydomonadales; Volvocaceae
Exons: 12
Coding region: 1-3552 (1183 amino acids)
Source: RefSeq, a predicted model, not a curated record